AUGUCGGGUUUUCGAACCAUGACCAUUGAAUGGCAUGGUUUCAUGACACCCUUGAUACUUGCGAUCGUGUAUCUACAAUGGAAUGUUGCAGAAGCUGACUGGGUCUUGAGCAGCAAAGGUGUGUCGUGUGAUGCGACGUGCACGGGCUUGAGCGAGACCUGCGCUUCUGAGCGGAUGCAACUCAUUACAAGUGAGGAACAGAUGAAUUUUGCUGUGACAAGUGGAAGUCUGACAUCGUGUGCCCUUUAUGUUGCCGGUGAUGACGCUCUUGGAACAGCCCAGCCAUACCAGAUUGACGACUACAUUGAUGGUCUCUCUGGUCUUCCAGUGCUGUGCUUUGUGAAUGGUCUCAAUAGUAAUUGCGCAGCAAGUGAUCCUCAGCUCGCACGACUUUGCUGUUGCUAUAAUGGAGUUGGUGAUGUCGGUGAUCAAUGCCCAGUCCCCACUACGACCUCCACCACUGCGACAGUAACAACGUCCACGUCAUCAACUUUUACAACCACAUCAACUACUGAAACCACUCAAACCACACUGACUACAACAUUGACAACAAUGACCUCAGUGACUACCACUGCAACAACUGAAACGACGUCUUCAAUCACCGACACCACUUCCUCGGUGACUACAACGAGCUCAACCUUCACUACCACCAGUAUCCUAACGGAGACCACCACAGCCACCACGCAGACCACAAGUUCGCAAACUGAGACCACUUCCACAGCCACCACCAUCACCACCACCUCGGUGAGCACAAGCACUACGACACUGACCACAACUGGAAGACCAUCCACCAGCUUGGUCGUCUUAGCAAGUGCUGGAGAUACCCAGAUCGUGGUGGCUGAUGCCGGGGGCUUCUCCGUCAAUGAUAUGAUCAAGCUGAAAGAAGGCCGGACGGAAGAAUAUGUUGAGAUCAUUUCGCAAGGCACCAUCAGCGCUAGGCGGUUGGCGACGUAUCCCACCUUCCAGGUUUCUCCUCCUCUGGUCAACAGCUACGGCGUAGGAGCCACCAUAACAAACUUCGGUCCGGCGUCGCUGUUCACCGGUGGUGAUCCAGUCACCUACUUUGGUGGCAACAAGUGGAAAUUCUGGAUGCCUCUGCACCAGGAACUCCUUCUACUUGCCACGCCAGAGAUUCGGCUUUAUGGAAAGGCUUUCCCAGGACCCGAAAUCGGACAGCAGUGGUUCGAUGAAUUUCUGGUGGCUUUUCCAGAUGACACAUCCAUCGUCAAGGUGCGUGUGAAGCAGCAUGAGUCAAAUGGCACUGCCUGGAUCUCUCGGCGGUGUUCGUCUCCCCGCUUUGAGACGCUACAGAUCCACCUAGGUCAGGAUGCCUCUCCGUUGAAGGACAUGCGGCAUUUGGAAUACACAGCUGGCAAGUCGGUGAGAUUUGAGGUGAAUUGCCGCAACCAGGCUGCCAGGACAGAGUACCUUUACUUUGAGACUCCGUCCCUAGUCUUCGUGAUCACCUCCAGCCAUGCCUAUGUGGACUUUAGAGACCGACCCGAGUUGGCCUUCAAGUACAUGCAUUUGGAUUUCAUCGUCAUGGAGGCUUUGCGGCCGCAGACCUUUUCCGGCAUUCUCCCAGAAAUCUGGGAUCUACAGCCAAGAUCCGCCUUGGUGAAUGCCAUGCUGCAGCCCCCAGAAGGCAUGCCCCAGCCAUCGGUGACUCCAGAGCCCGUGCAGGUCUGCGAGGCACGAAGGCCAAGGCGCCAGCAGAUUGCGUGGCCUGAGCUUUUUGCACUGUGGUGCUUGAUGUUAGCAGCUGCUAGCAUAUCGGAGGAGCUAAGGUUGACAGAGCUGCUGGGUCAAGCGUGCCCAAGCCCAAAGGCAUCUCCGAGCCCAACCCGGGCUGAGCAGCAGUUGGCCGCGGAGCUGCCAUGGCGUUGCUGCCAUGGGCGCUGCUCUGGGUGCUGGGGACCUAGGCUGUUGCCUCAUGUGAACGCGAACUGGGAGAUUGGUGCCCAGGGUGCCGUGGAGCAAAAGGGGGCGUUGGUCGGCGAUAGUUGCGACACGACCUGUACAAACAACGGCGGGGCGACGUGCUCUGUCUCGGGCAAUAAACAAUUAAACAGCAACUUUGAAUUUGACUACGUCUUCGCUGACUUGGUCAGUCGGGGCCUCAUCCCUGCGGAAUACUCUGCGUGCGACUCGUACCAAAGACUCACGGAUGCCGGUGUUUCAGCACAGCCUGGUACCAUUUACUUCGAGGGAUACUUGCCGCCGGUUUGCUACCAAUACUCGGACGAGAGCACAUGCGCUGGCAUCGCUGAUGGCGCUGCCGCAACCGUCUUACGGCGCAUUUGCUGUUGCUUGCCGAACCCCGGCGAUGAUUUUACCACAGCAUGCUUCGUGCCUACAACGACAACUUCAACGGCAACGACAGAAACAACCACCACUGUGACCAGUUUGACUAGCACCACCUCAACCACAGAGACAAAGUGCCUUGGUCUUAAAGAGACUACAACUAUGACCACCUCGAUGACAAGUACCUCAACCACAAGUACGUCAACCACAAGCAGUAGCACUACCAGCACUGUAGUCACUACCACUUACACAGGAACCACUCAGACCACCACUUCAGUCACCGCCACCACUGCCACCAUGACGGGCACCGGCACGGAGUCGUCCAUCACGGUGACCUACACCAGCAUCACGAGCUCAGUCACGGUCAGCUCCACGAUGACCACCACCUUCACGAGCACAACAUCUUCAACGAUCAGCACUACUGUAGUGACUCACACUGCCACCAGUGUCACCACAAGUUCCACGACCGUAACAACCACCACAUCAUCAACGACUGUGACACAAGCUGCGAACACUUUGGUCACGCGAGUCGUGCCAGCUGGAUCCUCCCAGAUUCCAAUCGCAGAUCGCACGGGCUUCUCGGAAGGCGAUGUAAUCCUACUUCGGAAUCGGGAAGUGGUUGUAAUCGAAAAUAUCACGGACGAUGUUGGAGGUCGCAGAUUGGCUGGAGACGAAUCGGAUUCAGCUUACGGACGCAUCUUGUCCGCUGCUGUGCCGGCCAUUUUGGAGGUGGAUCCUCCCGUGGAGAAGGCCUACAGUCCAGGGGACAGCCUGAAAAACCUGGGUCCUUCAGCCACUUACACGGGCAGCGAUCCGAUCACCUUCCAUGGCGACAAAAAGUUUAAGUUCUGGGUGCCGAACCACCAGGAGUUCUUGAUGCUGGAGACGAGCGACUUGCGAGUCUUUGGACGAACCUUCCCAGGACCAAAGUCUGAUCAGCAGUGGUUCGGAAAUUUCCGAGUGGUCUUAUCAGAUGACACUCCAGUGAUGGAGGUGAACAUCAAAAGACCGGCCGCGAACCACAGCAGAGUUACGUCCCUUGGCAAUUGA
Cladocopium goreaui is the source of this 3354-nucleotide messenger RNA. The record is from the annotation of a GenBank genome assembly. Lineage: Eukaryota; Dinophyceae; Suessiales; Symbiodiniaceae.